Pangasianodon hypophthalmus (striped catfish) is the source of this 2711-nucleotide messenger RNA. It is a transcript of the gene paqr5b, whose product is annotated as progestin and adipoQ receptor family member Vb. The coding region runs from base 95 to 1156 and encodes 353 amino acids. Gene Ontology annotation, cellular component: membrane. The transcript has 8 exons. Gene Ontology annotation, molecular function: signaling receptor activity. Lineage: Eukaryota; Metazoa; Chordata; Actinopteri; Siluriformes; Pangasiidae. The record is from RefSeq and is a predicted model, not a curated record.
CUGGCUGAACUUGGUCUUCCAGACCUCUGCCUUUUUGUGCAUUUCUACUCAGAAACCUGUGGCAGUCGCACCAGCAGCCUGGAACCUGUAGAACAUGUUCAGUCUGGUCAAGCUGCCUCGCGUCUUCAAUGUACACCAAGUGCCUAAAGCCUUCCAGGAGGACUGUAUUAUCUCUGGGUAUCGUCACCCUCGCAGCUCUGCUACUGAUUGCAUCCUCAGCCUGUUCCAGCUCACCAACGAGACUCUCAAUGUCUGGACGCACUUCUUACCCACCUGGUAUUUUCUGUACAAGCUGUUGACAGUGGUCUUUAUAGAGGAUGUGUGGACCGAUGUGUACACAUGGCCACUGCUUGUGUUCCUGUUGUCCUGCUGCGUGUACCCGCUGGCAUCCAGCUGUGCUCACACCUUCAGCACCAUGUCCACAUGUUCCCGCCACAUCUGCUACUUCUUUGACUAUGGAGCGCUGAGUCUAUACAGCUUGGGUUCAGCUAUUGCCUACUCUGCGUAUGUUGUGCCAGAUGCAUGGGUGAACAGUAUGUUUCACCGAUAUUAUGUUCCUGUGGCGGUAGUCAACACUGUGAUAUCCACUACCAUGGCCUGUUACUCCAGGCUUGGUUUCCCUCCACACUCUAACCAUAACACUGUGAACAGAUUUGCCGAAAGCAAGAGAGCCAGGUUGGGCAAAGUGCUGCGCAUUUUAGCCUUCUCCUACCCCUACCUGUUCGACAACAUUCCUCUCUUCUAUAGGAUCUUCCUGUGUGUGGGAGAAGGCUGCACUGCAAAUGAAGUAAACUCUCUCCACGUUUAUCACACACUCCUGGCUUUCCUCACAGGCUUUCUGUUUGCCACACAUCUGCCCGAGAGGCUGGCACCUGGACGUUUCGACCUAAUAGGCCACAGCCACCAGCUGUUCCAUGUGUGUGGGAUCAUUGGCACACACUUCCAAAUGCAGGCCAUACAGAUGGACAUGGCUCUGAGACGGCCGUGGCUGUAUGUUCACGCUCCUGCCAUUACCUUCAGAGGGACUCUGGGAGCCACCAUGCUGUCCAUUGUCAUUAGCCUGACUAUCAUCUGCCUCUUCAGUUAUCAUCUUUUUCACAGCCCUGUUCAGGGAAACGCAACCCGAAAAGGGUCCGAGGCAGCAAAGAAGAAAUGAAGGCACUAACUAGAGCUCUCUGAGUUCUCACUGGAAGUUUGGAACAGAUCUAAAGCAGGGUUACAACAAACAAGAACAUUUUGGCUCAAAGCAUAAAAAAAUGCACAAGGGAUUUGAGUCAUUUCUGAAAAGUGAAGGAAUAAUCUAGCAGUUUUCAACCUAAUCGUAAUCUACUGUGAAAGUCUGAUCAAGAGUUUUUUUUCUAGUCUGAGAAAAGAAUGGAAAACCUGAUUAUUCAAAACUUACUUAUAACGGAAGUCUAGAGCCAGGUGUGGAGUCAAUGUUUAUAAUAAAACCCAUAUUUUUGUAGGCUGCUUUGAUGAAUUUAACAAAGAUAUUUGUAAAUUAAGCUCUCAAUCUGUAUAAAUCGGCGGUUAAAUAUGGGACUCCCUUUUUAGAAUUUGUCAUUAAUAGCUACGUUGUAGUGGUGAACAGGCAAUACUUCCAUUUCCACCUGAUCAGAUACGGCUGCCACAAAACCUUCGGGACUAUAUUUAUCCUAAGAUCUUUACUGUCAGAGUAACAGGUGGUGUUUUAAAUGUACAUUUGCAUUACACAGGCCCAUAUUUUAAACAUUCAACUGCCCUCAGACUUACAUUAUAAGUGAGUUAUUAUUAUUAUUAUUAUUAUUAAGUUAUUAAGUUAUUUGCAGUGCAGGCAAAUGUCAGAGAUCUUGUGUUUUUGAAUUGCACAUAGACAAAUGUAGUAGCUAGAGAUUAGGCUAAAAACAUUGGAGUAUUCCUUUAAUCAGGUAGGUAGGUAGUUUAUUAGAAUUAUACAAAGUAAUAAGUGAAGUGUGUGUGUGUGUGUAUUUAUAUAAGUAUUUUCUUCACAUGUCUAUGAUUGUAUGAUGCUGCUGAUCAUCUCAGGCCUUGGUGCCUCACACAACGUUUGUGACAUGCAACUAGAAUUCAUGAAGUAUAAGCAAUCUCAGGAGGUAUAACUGAGUGAGGUUUGUGUGUGUAUAUGUGUAUGUAUAUAUGGGCAAAUAUGUGAGUAUGUGUUUUUCAGUUUUUUUUGUGUGUUCAUGUAGUAUAUGAUAUACGGGCUUCACGAAAUGGCAAUGCCACUGUGCACAAAGUGAGCUCCAUGAAGACAUGGUUUGAGGAAACUGGUGUAGAAGAACUCUAGUGUCCUGCACAGAGCCCUGUCCUCAACCCCACUGAACACCUUUGGGAUGAAUUAAACACAGACUACACCCCAGGCCUCCUCGCCCAACAUCAGUGCCUGUCCUCCCUAAUGCUCUUGUGGCUGAAUGAGCACAAAUCCCCACAGCCACGCUCCAGAAUCUAGUGGAAAGCCUUCCCAGAAGAGUGGAGGUUAUUAUAACAGCAAAGGGGGACUAAAUCUGGAAUGGGCUCAACAAGCACAUAUGGGUGUGAUGACCAGGUGUCCACAAACUUUUGGCCAUACAGCAUAUAAUUCUAUAGAGCACAAUAAUGCACAUGGGUGUCCUGUCAAAAGAAUAAAAUAAAACAGUGGUGAGAAGUAUACAGUGGAUAUAUCAUGACUAUUGUUGAUGUUAUGGUGCUAAUUAAAAGCUAAAAACGAAUGA